AUUUGCGCACGCGCCUGCUGCGCGGUGGCGGUGAGUUUGAGUGCAGUCUUUUUUGACUUGUUUAUUGACUUCUGCUCGCGAGGUUUGUUUGUUAUUUAACAGCCUCUGCAUACUCCGGCAGUAAGGGUUUCCUGACAGCACUAUGGCUGCAGAUGACAAGUUUCGGAGCAGUGACACAAGCGUCCAGCCUACCGCCGAGGCCUCUUUGCUUCGACGUAGGGUCUUCGUUGUCGACUGCCGCCGUGAAUGCGCCGAAGCCACUGAGAGGGUGCUGGAGAGUGGAGAUGUUACUUUUGAGCAUUUCAGGGAUGCGCUGUGUCGGGUUUUCGGAAUAUACUCUGAAGAUAAUUUUGUUAUUACAACAACUUCAAGAAAAACCCUUGAUCAUGAAUCGUUUGCGAGGAUUCAAGAUGGUGAUACCUUGUAUGUGCUUCAAUCUAUUGGUCAGAAUUUGCCAAAGCCAACAAAAGAACGUAUUGAAUUCCUUCCUCAUUAUGACACGCUUGUUAAAAGUGGGAUGUAUGAAUAUUAUGCAAGUGAAGGACAAAAGUCUUUACCUUUUGCCCUUGCUGAGCUGAUUGACAAUGCUCUGUCAGCCACAUCGCAGAAUAAGGACAACAGAGAGAUAGAAAUCCGAUUGCUUUUUGAUGAUUCUCAAGGGAAGCCUGCAGUAGUGGUCAUAGAUAAUGGAAGAGGCAUGACCCCCAGGCAGCUAAAUAAUUGGGCCAUAUACAGAUUAUCAAAGUUUACACGAGUGGAAGAUUCAUUUGAAAGUGAUCAUUCAGGCUAUGUGAGACCUUCCCAUGUACCAAGAAGUUUGAACAGCGACAUAUCUUAUUUUGGAGUAGGAGGAAAGCAGGCCGCCUUCUACCUUGGGCAGUCAACUAGAAUGGUAACUAAACCGUCAAGCUCACUUGAUGUUCAUGAACUGCUACUUUCAAAGGAGGAAUUUGAAAAAAAGGAGAAAAACAAAGAGGCUAUAUAUAGUGGAUUCAUCAGAAAUAGAAUGCCUGGUGAUUCCUCACACAUAAUAUGUGAAGAUGAGAGAUUUCUGCACAGUAUUAUGUUGGAAGAAAAAAAUAAAGAAAGCUUCACUGCUGUUGUUAUUACUGGACUAUUGCCUGAUCAUACACAGUAUUUGAAGAACAAUUUUGAUCAGUUGGCACGGGAACUGGCGCAUGUUUAUCAUUAUUAUAUCCAUGGACCAAAAGGCAAUGAUAUGAGCUCAAGUAAACAUGAGCACAUUUUGAGCAAUAUUGAUAUUCAGAUCUCAAUGUUUGAAAAGGGAAAGGUUCCCAAGAUGGUUAACCUAAGAGAGAUUAAGGAUGACAUGCAAAGUUUGUAUAUCAACUCAGCUUCUGAUAGUUUUGAAUUCAGGACAGAGGUGGAUGGAGAUGGAGUGGUAGAAGGGGUAAUCAGAUAUCAUCCUUUCCUCUUUGAUCGAGAAACCUAUCCAGAUGACCCCAAUGGAAUUUUAAGUAAACUAAAGGAUUAUGAAGAUGAUGAAGACUGUAUUUUGGUUGAGCAGAAAGCCAGGGGGAAAAAACCAGUGUUUGAAUGUUUUUGGAAUGGUAGGUUAAUACCAUAUACAACUGUGGAUAACUUUGACUGGUGUGCCCCUCCAAAGAAGGGAAGUGUAGUACCUGUGGAGUGCUAUUAUCGUAUUUCUGGUGUGCUUUUCACCAAUGACAAAUUUCAAGUCAGCACUAACAAACUCACUUUCAUGGACCUAGAGCUAAGACUCAAGGAAAAGAAUACUCUCUUCACACGCUUGAUCAAAGGACAGGGUCAAAGAAUGGUAAUUUUUAAAGAGUUUACUCAAUGGUUAAAAGAGUGCCAUGAGAAAUAUGAUAAGCAAAUAAAAUUUUGUGGUUUUAAAGGAAUAAUAAGUAGACCUGAAAUUCAGUCCAAAAGGAUGCAGAGUCCAUGGUCAAAGUUUAUGUCAAUUGAAUGGGAUGGAAAAGUUUACAAAGCAGGGCAAAAGAUAAAAAGCAUGAAAACCUCCCCACUUGUUUUUGGAAGCAUUUCUCAUUUUCUUCUUCAUGGUGACUAUGAUGGUGAUGUAUAUGCUACAGGUGGAGAAGUUAUGAUUAUUGUGGAACCACAGGCCUUGUAUAAUGAGGUAAAAUACAUUCCAAUAUCAAAAAUCGACCGGAGUGCAUCACCUAACAGUAUCAAAAAGGGCAUUGAAGAUGAAAUGGCAAGACUUCCAGAUAAGCUUGCUGUAACAUGGCCCGAUGGAGAUGAGCUAAAGUCCAAUGAUAUCCUCUCUGCUGGAACUCCAAUAGGUGCAAUGAGAAUUGAGAUUUUGAACAAGAAAGGCGAAGCAAUGCAAAAACUGCCAGCUUCAAGUCACACAGGAUCAAAAAAGUUGUUGGUCGAAUUAAAAGUAAUUUUCCAUUCUGACAGAGAGGAUGAAGUAAUCAUUUCGCACAUUAGCCAGCAUGGUGGAAAGUGGCCUUACUGGUUUAAAAAAAUGGAAAGUGUUACUAGGCUAGGAAAAUAUACAUUGAAGCUCCAGACAGUGCUGAAUGAGAGCAAUGCAGACACAUAUGCAGGAAUUCCUCUACCUUCCAAGAUUAUUAAAUUUGUAGUAAAUGAGGGUAAAGCAGCUAAAUUUAUUAUGCCGAAUUUGGACCCUCCUUUUCGUGUUGGAGUACCAUUUAAUAUUCCAUUGGAACUUUUUGAUAAAUAUGGUAACCCUACUCGACCAAGUGUGGAUAUCAAAUCAGUCUUGGAAUGCAGUGGAGUGACCAUCUCUCAUGAAGGAAUAAUGAUAAAUGGAGCAAGUUUAAUCAUUAAAGGAGUCCUAGCCAAGGGCACUGUAAAUAACUGCCAAGGAAAGAAUUUCAUAAUAAAAGUUAGUCUGCCUGAGUUGGAACAGGAGUCUCAAUUGCUUAAAAUCAAACUCCUGCCUGGGCCUCCAUAUACACUACGAGUAAAGCCAGAUUCCGAAGUGCUGUCCUUUGAAAAUGGAACUACUUUUCCCUUUCAAGUUGAGGUACUUGAUGAAGUGGAAAAUAUCACAGUUCAACCUCGACUGGUAGUUCACUGUAAGUUUGCAGGUGCACCAAACUUGCCUGUCUACACAGUGGACUGCAGUACUACCGGUUUUGGCAUAUUAACUGGUCCAGUGGUCCAUAUCAAGAAGCUGAAGAAGGAUCAAGUUUUAAAUGCAAGAUUUGAAAUCCCAAGUUGUGUGAAUGUUGCUGCAGUAGAGAAGACUAUUAAUAUUCUUCCAAGUAAACGUGUUGCUAAAUUGGAAGUGUUUAGUCUUAGUGGAGACAAACCCAUUCAGAUUAUGCACAAUGAUGAAAUCUGUUGGACAGCAGGAGACUCCAUCAAAAAUGUUAUCUUCAAGAUGUUUGAUGAAGGAGACCGAGAAAUUGCAAUUACACCUUCCCUGGCUGAAAAGAUUAAGGUUAACUGGACCCCCAAAAUUAAAAAGGAUCUCCUACUUCAAGGAUCACUUCCAGACAUAAAAGUUUCCACAUCGGUGAAGGAUGUUCGUUACUGCCAGGUUUCAUUUCAAGAUGAUCAUGUUUCUUUGGAGAGUGAUUUUACUGUGAAGCCACUUCCAGAUGAGCCUAAAUAUUUGAAGUCUUCUUUAAAAGGUGUCAGCAUUAUUAAAAUGGGUGAAGAGUUGAAGGGUGAAAUUUAUUUAGAAGUUACUGAUCAGUUUGGUAAUACAAUUCAAUCACUGACAGCCUCUUCGAUAAACUCUUUGGGAAUCUCUUCGGAAGGACUUGAUAAAUCAGCUUUGAAGGUUUCAUGGCAGGACAAAACAAAAAUGAUGUUUGUUCAAGGGAUAAAGUUCUUGCCAGGAGCACCUGGUCCCAAAGAAUUAUGUUUUGCUUGGCGAGAGUUUGCAGAGUAUGUUCGAAUUAACCUGGUUGCAGGACCUCCAGCUCAACUAAAGAUUGUUCAACCUACAGAUACAGAAGAGCCUUUAACUGUUGUUAAUGGAAAAGAACUAGAAAAGCCAUUUGUUGUCCAGCUCUGUGAUCAAUGGGGAAAUCCAUCAACUGAAGCACAAGUGAAAAUCUUACUCGUGAAGGACAACAACUUAAAGACAGUACCGGCCGUUAAUAUUCAGAAAACUGAUAAUAAUGGAAUGGCUACUUUUGAAGUAUUUCAGGUGUUUGCUACUCGGGGUGAAUAUAGUAUACAUUUCAAAGUUAGCCAUAACAAAAUUAAUUUUGUUGGGCCAUUUGUAAAAAUUAAUGUCAUUCCUGAUUCCAAUAAACCUGUAAAAAUUUCUGUGGAUUAUGACAGAAAUGCAUCUUUUCCUGCUGGAGGAUUUUUGACAGUGUUCAAGGUCAGUGUUCUUUCAGAAGAUGAAGAAGUAAUGAGAAAUUUAAAUCCAGCUGUCAUGACAAUGUGUUUAUGGAAAGGUGUGAGUAAUGGUUCCCGACCACCUGGCAAUGCAACAGUGCUUAAUUGCAGUAAGCCAAAGGAAAAUGAGAAAGAUGGCUAUUUCUAUUUCAGAGACAAGAUAAUUCCAGAUCAAGUUGGUGUGUAUAGCAUCCAGUUCAUGUAUAUGCUUGAUAAAUCAAAAAUGCUCUGCAGUGAACCGAUUUCAAUAAAUGUAAUACCUAAUGAGCCAGUGAAACUGAUGCCAGUUGUUCAGCCUCCCACUCCAGUUGUUUCAAAUAUUUCUUCUGUUGCCAGUCGGACUCUAGUGAAACAUCUUUGUCUAAAAAUAAUGGAUGAGUAUAAUAAUCCAACUUGUGAAAAAAUGAAUGGGAAAAUCAUUGUCACCAUUAGAAGCUCCGAAGAGAAUGAAACUGAAAUUCCUGUAUUUCAAGGAGAUUUGGCUUCUGUUGAAUUUAAUUUUAGUAAUGGCAUUUCUCAAAUUUCAAGUCUUUUGGUUGCUGAAAAUAGCCCUGGAAAAGACAGCAGUCAGUAUGUACUUGUGUUUUAUCCAGUCAUUCCAGAGCUGGGAGAAAGUCAGUUGGAGCCAUUUGAACUUCAUUUCAUGUUUUCGAAUGAUGUUAAAAAGCAGGCGCAAAUGGCAACCCUGACAAGAGAGAAGGACCAGCUUAAGCAGUCCAUCGGUGCCUACAGGAGUUUGUUUGACACAACCAAACAACUACUUACUGAGAUAAAGUGUCAAGCAAAAGAAGCAGCAAAUAAGGAAUCUAAUUUGAAAUCACAACUAUUUAAACGUAACAUAGAUGUAUCACUGUUAAAUUCAGUACAACAGACUGAGGCACUGAUAAAGGAUAUGUUAGCUGAAAAAGAAAAAAUAAUGAAGCAACCAAGAAGAGUAUGUGCUAUUCCUAACACUCCUAAAGGCAACUCCAAUGUUUUAGGGAAGAUUGCUCAUUUGGCACUAAUUGAAGACAAUGAAGCAGCAAAAGUAAUUUCUUGGCAUUUGGCCAGCGAUAUGGACUGUGUAGUUACUCUUACUACAGAAGCAGCUCGUCAAAUCUACAAUGAAACUCAAGGUCGGCAGCAGGUGCUUCCCCUUGAUUCCAUCUUUAGGAAGAACCUUCCUGACUGGGCAAGACCUUUGCCUCACCUGCGGAAUGGAAAGUGUCAUUUUCAGCCAACCGGAAAUCCAGUAUUUGCAAGGGAUUUGCUUAUCUUUCCAGAACAUAUUGAAGACUGCAAAAUAGUGUUUGGCAUGCUGCUAGGAGAUUCCAUUAUUCUAGACAACUUGGAUUCUGCUAAUCUUUAUAGAAAAGAGGUUGUUAAAAUUACACAUUGCCCUACACUGCUGACAAGGCACGGAGAUAGAAUCCGUAGCAAUGGAAAAUUUGGAGGCCUUCAAAAUAAAGCUCCAACAAUGGAGAAGCUGAGAGGAAUGGUCUUUGGUGCUCCUCUGCCAAGUGUUUGUGCUACACUGGAAGCACAAAUUGAUCUUCUUCAGCAGUACCGCACUGCAGUGAUCAAAUGCUCUACAGUUAAUGAAGAAUUACAUUUACAGAUGGAAGCUCUGAAUUCUCCAGAAAUGAAACAAAAAAGAGAAGAACUUUCAUUGCAAGAGAAACAGCUGAAAGGUAUCGAAAAGAAACUAGGUAUGACACCAAAACGAGAGCAUGGUGAAAACAGAACAUGUCAUGAUGGCUCGCAGAGUAGUGUUGAUGAAGGUCAGCUUCCACCUCCUUCAAAAAAGAUGAGAGAUGCUGAGAUGACAAGAAUGAGGAAAAUUAAGUAUUAAGAGAGAAUACUUUGUUUAUAUUAAAUAUUUUUAUGCACACAUAAAUAUUUAAAUGUUGUUAAUAUUGUAUGUAGUGUUUCAGUUCAAAAGACCACUUCAUUUUUCAUUUUUAUGUUUUUUAAAUUUUUUUAUAUCUUUUUUCUGAAGCCUUGUGUUCGUCAGUUAAGUGUAUCCUUGAAAUGUCAUUGUUAUAAUAAUGUUAAAGUAUUAUUAUAAGCAUAAGUUGUUUGAAAAUCACUAAAGGAAUAAUAGUAUAGUGAAAGAUAAAAUAUGUUGAAGAAGCAUUGUGAAAAGUUGAUGUUUUAUACUAUUUUAUUAUUUAGAGGUCCUAUACAGGUAGAUUUUGUUUACAUUAUAGGGCAUUAUCGAUGAACCUUCGUUAAGUUUGCUACUUUUCAACAAUAUAUUUUUUAAUUUAUGUUUUGUUAAAUACUGAACAAUUUCAUACAGAGAUGAAUUCCAUUAUGUAACAAUCCAAGUUGCUCACUGUCUUCUUUAUGGAGAUUGUACACAGUGUAAUUACAGGUUGUAUGCUAUGUAUAGUUAAGAUGAGAUCUAUUUUUGUAAUUUUCUAUGAUGUGAGUUAUGCAUUUUAAUCAAUAAAUCCGUUAGUUCUGUCUCUCUGGAAAAUGUCACAAUUUUGAAUGUCUCUUGUGAACUUUCUAAUCCUACUCAAUUUCUGUUUAACUCUUCAGAGAUUAAAAUCACCUAAUGUGUUAACAGUAAGUAAAAUGCAGUAAGUAAGUAAAUGUUAGGUAUUAUUGAAUCACAAGCGUGGUAAGCUGUGUUUGUACUGUGUCCGAGUCAAAAAAUUAAAUUGCAAGUUAAUUAUUUGUGAAACAGAAGUCUCAGUAUAAUGCUUAUUAUUUAAGAUGUAUGGGAAGUUCAUAGAUUAAAGUUACUUUGUAAAAUGACUGCAUUAUUUCAGAAACUAGGCUAUUUCUUAAAAAAUGCAAUACUUGAAAUAAAAUAUUUACUUUCUUUAAAGUGGAUGUUAAUAAUUUCAUAACAUGAAAACACAGCUGCAAGGUUUUUGACCUGUCUGUCUUUAAGAUGCUAAAGUUGGAAUACAAAAAGUUUGACACUUGUUAUUAAUUAAAAAAAAAAAAAACAAAACAAAAAAAAUAAAAAAAAACAACUAAGGUACUUGGUGCAUUUAAUAAGCCUUCAUGCACGUCCAUUAUAAAACUGUCCUCAGGAUGCUGAUGUACUUUUGCUUUCAGAAAUUGACUGAAAUAAAAAAGUAACAAUAAAAGAUGCUUUAGCACAACUUGUUUUAUUAAAAAAAAAUAAAA
This is a messenger RNA of Erpetoichthys calabaricus (reedfish), 7461 nucleotides long. It is a transcript of the gene smchd1, whose product is annotated as structural maintenance of chromosomes flexible hinge domain containing 1. Gene Ontology annotation, biological process: double-strand break repair; chromosome organization. Lineage: Eukaryota; Metazoa; Chordata; Cladistia; Polypteriformes; Polypteridae. Gene Ontology annotation, molecular function: protein binding; ATP binding. Gene Ontology annotation, cellular component: chromosome. The record is from RefSeq and is a predicted model, not a curated record.